ACUGCACUAUCCUCCUGAAAUUGACAUGGAUAACUGAAACAAGAAAAAGUAGAAAUUAAACCAGCAUUGAGUCCCAUUAUUCUCUCCCAUGUUUCAUGUUGGAUAAACUUCAAAUAAGUCCAAAGCUUCAUCUGUCAUUACUUGCACACUACUAGCUGCUUUCAAAUACCAGCUCAUAAACCUGACUAGUUCUUAAAAUUGACCAAAACUAAUCAACUAGUUUAUUUAUUGGUCAUUUUCAUAUCAUAUCAGGAAUCACAUACAUUUGUGGUUCUUCUUUCAAACACUUUCUCACAAACUAGGCAGAUCAUGUCCAUCCCCAUAAUCUUCUCCCUCAGUUUCAAUAGAGUGUGUCAAUGAUGGACGACUAAGCUAUUAACCAAGCAGAAUGGAGAAGAACAUGAUGCCAAUGAAAACCCAUUUUUUCAUCUUCUUCUUCUGUUACAUUGGUUGUUUCUCUUACAGUUUUGCUGCUGCAAAUGAUGAAUUAUCAGCUUUGCUUUCAAUAAAAGCAGGCCUUGUUGAUCCAUUGAACACACUGCAAGAUUGGAAAUUGGUCGACAAAGCACUAGGAAAUGAUGCAGCUCAUUGUAACUGGAAUGGAGUCACAUGCAACUCAGCUGGAGCAGUAGAGAAGCUUGAUCUCUCCCACAAGAAUCUAAGCGGCAGAGUAUCCGAUGAUUUAACAAGACUUAAAAGUCUUACUUCUCUCAACUUGUGUUGCAAUGCUUUCUCAUCAACAUUGCCAAAAUCCAUAGCCAAUCUCACCACACUGAACAGUCUUGAUGUGAGCCAGAAUUCCUUCAUUGGUGACUUUCCAUUAGGCCUCGGAAGGGCGUGGAGACUUACAACCUUUAACGCAUCCAGCAAUGAGUUCACGGGUCCUCUUCCGGAGGACCUGGGAAAUGCUUCUUCCUUAGAGAUGCUGGAUCUCAGAGGUAGCUUCUUCCAAGGGUCAGUUCCAAAAUCAUUCAGUAACUUGCACAAGUUGAAGUUCCUUGGUCUAUCUGGGAAUAAUCUCACUGGGAAAAUUCCUGGAGAGCUGGGACAACUUUCAUCACUGGAGUAUAUGAUCCUUGGAUAUAAUGAAUUUGAAGGUGGGAUUCCAGAAGAUUUUGGAAAUCUCACCAGUCUUAAGUAUGUUGAUUUAGCAGUAUCCAAUCUUGGUGGUGAGGUUCCAGCUGCAUUAGGAAAGCUCAAGUUAUUGGAUACAUUUUUCUUAUACAACAACAAUUUUGAAGGGAGAAUUCCACCAGCAAUUGGCAACAUGACUUCUUUGCAGUUUCUGGAUCUUUCUGAUAACAUGUUGUCAGGAAAAAUUCCAGCUGAAAUAAGUCAGUUGAAGAAUUUAAAGCUUCUUAACUUCAUGGGAAACAAGCUAUCUGGUUUCGUUCCUUCUGGCCUUGAGGACUUGCCUCAAUUGGAGGUGCUUGAGCUAUGGAAUAAUUCCUUGUCUGGGCCGCUUCCUAGUAACCUUGGCAAGAAUUCACCAUUGCAAUGGUUGGAUUUAUCAUCCAAUUCAUUCUCUGGAGAGAUUCCAGAGAAUCUUUGCAGCAUAGGUAAUCUCACCAAGCUUAUACUUUUCAACAAUGCCUUCUCUGGUUCAAUUCCUUCAAACCUUUCAAUGUGUCCUUCACUAGUUCGAGUCCGAAUGCAGAACAAUUUUCUUUCUGGGACAGUUCCUGUGGGUUUUGGCAAGCUUGGGAAGCUUCAAAGGUUAGAAUUGGCUAACAAUAGUCUCUCUGGUGGAAUUCCAGAUGACCUUGCUUUUUCCACAACCCUUUCUUUCAUUGAUCUCUCAAGAAACAAGCUCCACUCUUCUCUUCCUUCCACCAUUUUUUCCAUUCCAAACCUGCAAGCUUUCAUGGUCUCCAAUAACAACUUGGAAGGUGAAAUCCCAGACCAGUUUCAGGACUGUCCCUCACUCACUGUUCUUGAUCUCUCCUCAAAUCAUUUAUCCGGAAACAUUCCGGCAAGCAUCGCUUCAUGUGAGAAAUUGGUGAAUUUGAACCUACAAAAUAACCGAUUAGUUGGAGAAAUCCCAAAUGCAUUAGCUAACAUGCCUUCAUUAGCCAUGCUUGAUCUUUCCAACAAUUCUCUUACCGGUCAUAUACCUGAAAGCUUUGGUGUUUCUCCAGCUCUGGAGACACUCAAUAUUUCAUACAACAAGCUCGAAGGUUCUGUCCCGAUAAACGGUAUGCUAAGAACGAUAAGCCCGAAUAAUCUUGUCGGAAAUGCAGGCUUAUGUGGUGGUGUACUCCUUCCAUGUGAUCAGAACUCUGCAUACUCAUCAAGGCAUGGAAGCUUACAUGCAAAGCACAUUAUUACAGGAUGGAUCAUUGGAAUAUCAUCAAUCCUAGCCCUCGGAAUCACAAUUUUGGUAGCAAGAUCUUUAUACACAAGAUGGUACAAUGAUGGAUUUUGCUUCAAUGAAAGAUUUUACAAGGGUAGUAGCAAAGGGUGGCCCUGGAGAUUGAUGGCAUUUCAGAGGCUUGGUUUUACAAGCACUGACAUUCUAGCUUGCAUUAAAGAAACCAAUGUGAUUGGCAUGGGAGGUACCGGGGUUGUUUACAAGGCUGAGGUACCGCAUUCAAGUACAGUUGUGGCGGUGAAAAAACUGUGGAGAUCAGGAACAGAUGUUGAAGCAGGAAGCAGUGAUGACCUUGUGGGAGAGGUGAACGUUUUAGGGAGGCUAAGGCAUAGGAACAUUGUUAGACUGUUAGGAUUUCUUUAUAAUGACGCUGAUCUGAUGAUAGUUUAUGAAUUCAUGCACAAUGGAAACCUCGGAGACGCCUUACAUGGUAGACAGGCAACAAGAUUGCUUGUAGACUGGGUUUCGCGGUAUAACAUAGCUCUAGGAGUGGCACAAGGACUUGCUUAUCUUCAUCAUGAUUGUCAUCCACCCGUUAUCCAUAGAGAUAUCAAGUCAAACAAUAUAUUGCUCGAUGCAGAUCUUGAGGCAAGGAUAGCAGAUUUUGGCUUAGCCAAGAUGAUCAUCAGGAAGAAUGAAACAGUCUCCAUGGUUGCUGGAUCCUAUGGCUACAUUGCCCCUGAAUAUGGAUAUGCCUUGAAGGUGGAUGAAAAGAUUGAUGUUUACAGUUAUGGAGUAGUUUUGUUGGAGCUUCUCACCGGAAAACGGCCUUUAGAUCCGGAGUUUGGAGAGUCUGUAGACAUAGUAGAGUGGAUUAGAAGGAAGAUUAGACACAACAAAUCUCUAGAAGAAGCAUUAGACCCCAGUGUAGGAAACAGCAACUAUGUUCUAGAUGAGAUGGUUUUAGUUCUAAGAAUAGCAAUUCUCUGCACUGCUAAGUUCCCCAAGGACAGACCAACCAUGAGGGAUGUCAUAAUGAUGCUUGAAGAGGCAAAGCCUAGGAGAAAGAGCAGUAGCAACAAUGAAACAGUAGCAGCUAACAAUAACCAGAUGUCAGUUUUUAGCACAUCGCCGGUUAAUGGCCUUCUGUAAAUCGCCAGUGCAUGUUUGGAAAUCCUUCAACAGUUGAUUCUAUAGCUGGAAUCAAUUCUAGGAGAAGCUUCUGUGAGAAGCUUUUGGUUUUCAUAAUUGAUUCUGAGAAGAGAGAAUUUGAUCCAAACAUGCUAUUAGAGCUGUAAUUUUGAAACACCAGUGCAUAUUUGUCUUUAAUAUGUUAAUGCUUGUAUCAAAAAAUGAUAUUCAUUUUUUGCAAAUAAAUUUUCUAUGUAUUCUUCUG
Molecule: messenger RNA, 3707 nt
Organism: Lotus japonicus
Lineage: Eukaryota; Viridiplantae; Streptophyta; Magnoliopsida; Fabales; Fabaceae
Product: MDIS1-interacting receptor like kinase 1-like
Exons: 2
Coding region: 389-3463 (1024 amino acids)
Biological process (GO): protein phosphorylation
Molecular function (GO): ATP binding; protein kinase activity; protein binding
Source: RefSeq, a predicted model, not a curated record